UUUGUUUUGUUUAAGUCGCAAGGAAACAACGCACAUGGUUAGGGCAAAAUUUUUCUACGAAAUUCAUAGACAGCAAAUCCGGCAUUCUAUUACAAAGCAAGAUGCUGGCGCAUUUCGCACGAGGUAGUUCGGAUGUGGAUUGGUGUGAAUCAAAUUAUGCCCAUGUUACCUUCAUCGCUGAAUUUUAUAACACGGUCAGCAACGCUGUAUUCCUAAUUCUUCCGCCAUUUUUUAUAUACCUGUUUCGUCCGUACUCAAAGUAUGUCUGCUCUGGGAUCAAUAUCAUUUGGGUUUUGUUCGUCGUCAUUGGAUUGAGUUCAGCCUAUUUUCACGCAACACUUAGUCUCGUGGGUCAACUUUUGGAUGAACUUGCCAUCCUGUGGGUUUUGAUGGUAGCACUAGCCUUAUGGACACCAAAAUGGAUGUUAGCUCUCAGUCCGUUUGGAGGAGACAGAGAAACAUUCCAGUACGCUGUCCUUGGCUUGUCUUUGGUUUGUACGUGGUUAGGAUUUAUCUAUCCUGUGGCAAAUGCAUUCGUUUUGAUGGCGUUUGGAGCUCCAUUUCUCUUCAUGCUGUUUGCUGAACUUAAAAGAUGUAAGGACUUGAAAGUUAAAAGAUUAGGAUUCGCAUGUGUUGGAUGGUGGUUUGUCGCUGUAGUUUUCUGGAUAAAUGAUCGAGCAUUCUGUGACGUAUGGCGGUCUGUCUCUUUCCCAUACCUUCACUGCGCAUGGCAUAUUCUAAUUUUUAUUGCAUGCUACACUGGCUGCGUUUUGGGUUCAUACUUCUACGCUGCAACAGAGUUUCCUCAAUUGCGCCCGGCUUUAUCCUUCUGGCCUCGUUGGUCGUGCGAGUGGGGAGUUCCAUAUGUGAUGUUAAAGGGAGUGCCAAUGGAAGAAAAUCCUUGACAAAAUUCUAUUAUAGCGAGAACGAACCGGGCUCCAACUUAAAAGCUGCGGGUGAGAAAGGCUGUUUGCUGCAAUAGACUUUCCGCAUUCGUUUCCCGCUCUGGUCUUGUAUGUCUAGAAAAUGAGAAGUCCUACACAUGUGCGUUGAGUACAAGGUGGUAACACAUGUAGAAGAAAACUUUUUAGAAAAUUCUACUUGGCAGAAGACAUUAUCUUGGGCUCAUAUAUCUAAUCUGCAACUGAGACUCCAAAGCUGCCUCCCGCCCUGUUCUUGCUGAUAUAAUGAACAGGGAGUUGCAUACAUGCACAUCGUGUUAAAUGCGGUACCAUAGAGAAGGAAACUUCUGAAAAAAAAUUCUUCAUCACAGAAGAAACUGUCCCAUGUUCUUGCAUCUGAGCUACAACCGAGUAUCCAUAGGUAGGCCUCGCUCUGUUCCCGCUGGUCUUGCGAAUUA
Pocillopora damicornis (cauliflower coral) is the source of this 1360-nucleotide messenger RNA. Its product is annotated as inactive alkaline ceramidase. Gene Ontology annotation, molecular function: hydrolase activity, acting on carbon-nitrogen (but not peptide) bonds, in linear amides. Lineage: Eukaryota; Metazoa; Cnidaria; Anthozoa; Scleractinia; Pocilloporidae. Gene Ontology annotation, biological process: ceramide catabolic process. The record is from RefSeq and is a predicted model, not a curated record. Gene Ontology annotation, cellular component: membrane.